Messenger RNA from Homarus americanus (American lobster), 1412 nucleotides. RefSeq names its product cytochrome P450 2L1-like. The transcript has 9 exons. Gene Ontology annotation, biological process: xenobiotic metabolic process. Lineage: Eukaryota; Metazoa; Arthropoda; Malacostraca; Decapoda; Nephropidae. Gene Ontology annotation, molecular function: oxidoreductase activity, acting on paired donors, with incorporation or reduction of molecular oxygen, reduced flavin or flavoprotein as one donor, and incorporation of one atom of oxygen; iron ion binding; heme binding. The record is from RefSeq and is a predicted model, not a curated record. The coding region runs from base 188 to 1384 and encodes 398 amino acids. Gene Ontology annotation, cellular component: cytoplasm; intracellular membrane-bounded organelle.
AAUAUGACGUCAGCGACAGUUACGGAUUUGCGGCAGCGCUGGUACUGUCACUGUCACUGCUGUUUGUUAUAGUCAGUCCACUUCAGGUUGUUGCACCGAGAGGUUCAGGUGCUCACUCUCCCCAUCACAUCAGUUUACAGUUUAUAAAUCCGCAGCUGAAGGCGCCGCUGCAGGAGACCUUCCCAGGAUGCUGGUAGCCGUCCUUGUGAUCCUACUGCUGGCGCUGCUGUAUAAAGUGACCCAAAGACCCUCAGGCUUUCCCCCAGGUGUGUGGGGCUGGCCUAUAGUGGGCUAUGUACCACCGCGGGAUGUUCCUCUCGCUCAACAUCUCAACACUCUCAGGAAGAAAUUUGGAGACAUAUUCACGAUGAAGAUGGGGAAACAUAUGGCAGUAAUCUUGUCUGAUUUCCAACUGAUAAAGACGGCGUUUAAUAAGCCAGAACUGCAGGGCCGACCAGACUUCUUCACCCUUAAGAUAUUCACAAAUUUUAAGAAUGCGGGUAUCAUCUCUUCAGUGGGAGAUGUGUGGCAACAGAACAGACGUUUCGCUUUACAGCACCUAAAGUACUUCGGGAUGGGCAAGUCUAAGCUGGAAUCGUCUGUCCAGCGGGAAGCCCUCAACCUCCUGAACGAUCUUGAGGCCUCAGUUGGCAUACCUACUGAGCUCACGUGGAAUAUUAAUAUGGCGAUUCUCAACGUUACCUGGCAGCUUGCGGCAGCGCGCAGUUAUAGCGUGGACGACAAGGAGAUCCUGGAGUUUUUUAAGAUGGUUUCUGUAAACUUCGAUAUCAUACAAGGACCUGCAGCUCUCCUGGACUUGUACCCGUGGCUGAUACACAUUAUGCCGACCUUCCUCAAGAACUCAUGGAUGAGGGUCAAUCAACUGGAUGAAAGCAGGGAGCGAAUUCAUAGUCUCCUGAAGGACAUAAUAGACGACCACUGCAAGACGCUGGAUACUGAUAACCCUCGGGACUACAUUGAUGUUUACCUCACCGAACACCUGAAAGACGACACACAUCUGCCAGCCUUGGGUCACCAGGAUAUUCUCACCAACACAGAAUAUAUAAACUUGCUUGCCAACUUGAGUGAUCUCUUCGUGGCUGGGAGUGAGACCACGUCCUCGACUCUACGCUGGGCCUGUCUCUACCUAGCUCUACACCCGGAGGUCCAGACGAAGAUCCAGAAGGAGAUUGACUCAGUUGUACCCAGAGACACCCUUCCAUCCCUCGAACACAAGGAAGAGCUGGUGUACUUGGAGGCGACACUGAGGGAGGUACAGCGUAAGGGCACCAUCGUUCCCCUGGGUGUCGUACACAGCGCCACCGCCAACACCACCCUCGCUGGCUACUCCUUCCCUGAGGUACACAUCUUUGGUCCCGGAUAAUACUGCAUAACUUGUUUACACACACACA